AUGGGGAUCUACCAGCCAGAGGAGAGGACAGAGGUCAGAUCAGAAGACACAAGGUUUUUCUUUGUGUCUUCCACAUGUCAGAUUUAUGUGUUCAACUUCGAGCUGCCUAAGCAGACGCAACUGAGCUGGAGCUCGGAACGUGUGACGUCACACGACGCCGCCCCCGCCCCCACCCCCACCCCGACGCCACCCCCACCCCCGACGCCACCCCCACUCCCUGACGCCACCCCACCUCUCCUCCCGACGCCACCCGCAUCGUCACCCCCACCCCCGUCGCUAACCCCUACCACCAUCGGGCAGGUUCAAGGUCAUCCUUUGUUGUCUGGAACCACCCUUCGCAUCGUGGGAGGUCUCCAAGCCAACCCUCCCUACACCAUCACUCACUGUCUCCAAGCCAACCCUUGCUCCUCCCGCUCACUCACGAUCCUCCCGCUUACUCAUGCUACCCCCACCCGCCCCAACACCCCCCCCCCCCACACUCACACCUCGACACCCCCACCGCCCAACGCCUCACCACUAUGCCCCCACCCCAUUCUCCCGCCUUCGCGAAGGUUCAGGGUCAUCCUUUGUUGUCUGGAACCUGCCUACGCAUCGAGGGAGGUCUCCAAGCCAACCCUCACUACACACCAUCACUCACUGCCUUAG
Molecule: messenger RNA, 645 nt
Organism: Macrosteles quadrilineatus (aster leafhopper)
Lineage: Eukaryota; Metazoa; Arthropoda; Insecta; Hemiptera; Cicadellidae
Exons: 3
Coding region: 1-645 (214 amino acids)
Source: RefSeq, a predicted model, not a curated record